AUGUAUUAUCAUGGGUCUCGAUUUUUACAUGCAGGUACAAGCGGCCUAUUCACAAAUGAGCGACGCUGGAAGGACGACGCUGUGUUCGAAGCACUGGGAACCACCGACGAACUUAACUCUUCGGUCGGGUACGCUUUUUGCGUUGUAGGAACGUAUUUUGAUAUCCAGUGCUGCCUCCAAGACGUCGCAUCCAAUGUUGCAACUCCUCACAGUAGUGCCAAGAAGGCCCAUCUGGAUCUGCUAGAUUAUUGGAUAGAUCUCUACGCGAACCGGAUUCCGCCACUGACUAAAUUUAUUCUUCCGGGAGGAAACCUGCUCUCGUCGUGCCUUCAUCAAGCGAGAUGCAUUUGUCGGCGGGCGGAACGCACGUUCACUCCACUGAUCCGGGCGGAAGAGGUAGACCCAGUAGUUCUUCAGUACUUAAUAGUCGGACGCUAG
Molecule: messenger RNA, 438 nt
Organism: Soboliphyme baturini
Lineage: Eukaryota; Metazoa; Nematoda; Enoplea; Dioctophymatida; Soboliphymatidae
Source: the annotation of a GenBank genome assembly